GCAGGACAUCGAGGCCUAUGCGACCAUUCUCUAAAGUAUUUAAGCUCCAGAAUCACAGAGAGGAAGCUGCAAGGCUCCUGGAUGCCUGCUGGCGGAGGGAAUCUAGAGAAACCAUUCCUGGGGCUGCGCAGCCCGGUCGUGCCCUUGUUUAGCCCUCAGAAUGACCAUCACUCAGCCCAUGCCGAGAACAGCCCGCUGAAGCCCAGGGUCGUGACUGUGGUGAAGCUAGGGGGGCAGCCCCUCCGUAAGAUCACCCUGCUUCUCAACAGGCGGUCCGUGCAGACGUUCGAGCAGCUCUUAGCGGACAUCUCAGAAGCCUUGGGCUUUCCGAGAUGGAAGAAUGAUCGUGUCAGGAAACUGUUUAACCUCAAGGGCAAGGAAAUCAGGAGUGUCUCUGAUUUCUUCCGGGAAGGGGAUGCUUUCAUAGCCAUGGGCAAAGAGCCGUUGACCCUGAAGAGCAUUCAGGUGGCUAUAGAAGAACUAUACCCCAACAAAACCUGUGCGCUGACAUUGAGCCAGCACAGCCGCGUCCCUUCUCCACGGCAGAGGAGCAGGCUUUAUAGCAAGGCUCCAAAAGGGGACCACCACUGUGGGGACCCCGAGACUGCCAAGAGCUGCAGUGAGGCUGCAGGCUGCAAGAUGGUCAUCAGGCACCAGGGGAAGACGCCCGUGGAGCUGGCGCUGGAGGACAGGGCAAGGGCCCAGAAGAAGUGGGCGAGGGGGAAACAGGAGCCUGAACCCGGUAGCAAGCUGCCCGAGGAAGCCACUCUGGAGGACAGGCAUGCAAAGGGAGAGAAGCACCUGGGGGUGGAGAUUGAAAAGACCUCGGGUGAAAUUAUCAGAUGUGAGAAGUGCAAGAGAGAGAGGGAGCUCCAGCAGAGCCUGCAGAGGGAGAGGCUCUCCCUGGGGACCAGUGAGCUGGACAUGGGGAAGUGCCCCAGGUAUGACGUGGAGAAGCUGGUGAGGACGAGAAGCUGCAGGAGGUCUCCCGAGGCAAACCCGGUGGGAGAGGAGGAAGGGUGGAAGGGUGACAGCCACAGGAGCAGCCCCAGGAACCCCACUCAGGAACUGAGGAGAUCCGGCAAGAGCACGGACAAGAAAGAGGACAGAGACCCGCAGGGUCAGGAAAGCCAUCCUCAGGGGGCAUCCAAGGCCAAGAAGGACCUAGCAGAAGUUCUACCCGUCACCGAGGAGGGGCCGCGGGACGUGAAGAGAGACACCAGGCACGUUUGCAGGAGCAAGCAUGGCGGCUGGCUCCUGAGAGAGCGCCAGGCUGACGCCGAGCGGCUCCCCAGACCCCGCGGGGAGGAGAAGGAGGCAGAGAAGGAGAAAAAGCCGGCGGCGUCUGUGGGGAGAAAGACGGCUCUCAGAGACGACCAGCCUGUGAGGGGAGAGAAGGAGCCCAAGACGAGACCGGAAGAGAGCCGGCAGGAGCGGCCGGGCUGCCGGAAGUCGCGGCCCGCGGGCGUCCUGGCGGCUGACGUGGAGAAGCACUACGAGACCGGCCGGGUGCUCGGCGACGGCAACUUCGCGGUGGUGAAGGAGUGCAGGCACCGCGCCACCAGGCAGGCCUACGCCAUGAAGAUCAUUGACAAGGCCCGGCUCAAGGGCAAGGAGGACAUGGUCGACAGUGAGAUCCUGAUUAUCCAGAGCCUCUCGCACCCAAACAUCGUGAAGCUGCAUGAAGUGUACGAAACGGAGACGGAGACCUACCUGAUCCUCGAGUACGUGUCGGGCGGGGACCUUUUUGACGCCAUCAUAGAAAGUGUGAAGUUCCCCGAGCCCGACGCUGCGCUCAUGAUCAUGGACUUAUGUAAGGCCCUUGUCCACAUGCACGACAAGAGCAUCGUCCACCGGGACCUCAAGCCGGAAAACCUUUUGGUUCAGAGAAAUGAGGACAAAUCUACCACCUUGAAAUUGGCCGAUUUUGGACUUGCAAAGCAUGUGGUGAGACCUAUAUUUACUGUAUGUGGUACUCCGACUUACGUAGCUCCCGAGAUUCUUUCUGAAAAGGGUUACGGACUGGAGGUGGACAUGUGGGCUGCGGGCGUCAUCCUCUACAUCCUACUGUGCGGCUUCCCCCCCUUCCGCAGCCCAGAGAGGGACCAGGAUGAGCUCUUUAACAUCAUCCAGCUGGGCCACUUCGAGUUCCUCGCCCCGUACUGGGACAAUAUCUCUGAUGCUGCCAAAGAUCUGGUGAGCCAUUUGCUGGUGGUGGACCCCAAAAAGCGCUACACAGCCCAACAGGUUCUUCAGCAUCCCUGGAUUGAAACAGGUGGCAAGGCCGGCACGGUGAACCUACAGAAGGAAGUGUCCCCCAGCAGCGAGGGCCACUUCCGGAGCCAGCACAAGAGGAUUGCAGAGGAGACAUUGUAGUCACCACCUCAGGCGUCUGUUCAGCCCCCAGUUCUGCUCAAGGACAGAGAAAAGUUUGACAGAAAAACAAUAAAAGGAGUUUCUUCACACAAUUGGAGAAUCAGAGACACUCAGUAUCUUUUAAAGCAUAUUAUAAAAGUAAACUUAAUUUUAAUGUUAAAUGUUGUAACAUAUUUUUAGAUUUGUAUAUUUGAAGCCUUUAAUGCAUUUUUUUGGGUGGGUAAGAAUUAUCAUCAGUGAGGAAUUUUGGUAAUAAUGAUGUGUUUUGCUUUCUCUUUGUAAUCAUGUUCAUGUUGUACUACAGGAGUGGUGCUUACCAGGGUCUAAUCACCCCCUGUGAGAUUAAUAAGGUGCAUUGUGGUCUUUCUGUGUUAAUAAAACCUGCUCUGAAUAACAGAAGUGGGUCUGUAGUCUGAUUACUUCUUAAUGCUGGUGAUGAGAGCUCAGACAUGUCUCCUGAAGCCAAUUUGACUAAAUGGAGUUGUGAUGAACACUUGAUUAGUUGACAAGAUUGUUUAUUUAGGAUGUGCUGACCUUGGUCUUUAGCAUUUCAGUUUUACUAGAAAUUAGAUUUGGUGCAAUCUGAAAAAUGGAAAGAAGAAAUCAUUGAAUCAUUCUUGCACGUGCAAUACCCAGUUAUAGCACUUUUCAACCCAAUUAUCUCUGAACCCGAGUCACUUCUAUGUGAAGUCAGGCACUGAGGCUAUGACUGUGUUAAUGUUUUCAGAUCACAACGGAGCCAUUUAGUACAUUAAUAUGACAGAAAUGCAGUAAACGGAUUAUACUGGAACUUGAAGGAGCUCAGAGUUCAGGCACAUUCCUACCUGCAAGGCAUACAUACAGAGGGCACAGAACACAUGUUCCAGAUUUCUGUACCAAAAUGUUGGUCUUUUCAGAUGAUUUGGGGAGUAUGUGUGAGCCGAAAGCUAAACAUAUCUUGAUAUUUUCCAAAUUGACCUUUCUAGAUUAUGUGUGGACUGGUUAGUAGGCCACAGAAUCAGUCAAAAGUGUGGGUUUCUCACUUCUAUUUUAUGUUCCUUAACAGUUUUGGAAUCAUCCGGGUAGAGGACUGUAUUAGUCAGGAGAACAGGAAUAGCACGAGAGAAUUUAGUAUAAGGAAUUGCUUAAACAGGUGUUUGAAAAUAGAAAAAGCACAGAAGAGACUCUGGAAUAACUUGGAGAUAGUAACUUCUGGAAGUGGCUUUCAUUCCUAGGAACAAAACCAAGGGAAGAGGCUAUUAGAACCCAAGAGCUUGGAGAGAAACCUCAUAUAGUGGAGACUGUAGUGUGCCACCCAGAACCUAUGUUAAGACCAAAGGGAAUAAACUACUUGGGGUGGUGCUGGCUGUCAACCCUCAGCUAUCAGCCCUCUGCAGGGAAUACCUUAGGUGGGAAGAGUCACCUUGCAGCCCCUUCUGGGGCAGGUCCCAUGUAAUGAUGGGUCCAUGUAGGAUAUGAAGGCCUGACCCCUUGGCCCCGACUGGGGGAAAUGCUGAAGGGCCAUCCAGCUUCAGAGCUCCUUGUGGGGGUUGGCUGAACCUUGUUGAGACUGCGCCACAGCCCAGCUUCUCCCAAGACCAAUCUUGCUGCUUUUCCUUCCCUUCCAGAGGUAAUGGUCCUGAGACCACUCCCUAAUAAACCUUUGCAUGGUUUAAUCUAGACCUCAGAGUUGGCUUCCUAGGGAAUCAAACCCUUGGCCACUAGAAACUGGAAACCACUGCAAAGAGGUACCAGCUGGUGCUUUAACCUCAGGAGCUCAGAGGAGGGGCCCUGCAGUGCUGGGACAAAGACUCCUGAGGGGAGGGUGCUGCCCAGGAGGCAAUGCAAUGUUACGCAUUCUGAAAAUGUGGAAAGAGGCUGGAAGCUGGAUCCAAUUGCUACCAGAGCAUCUUUUGAUAAAGGCACCAGUAAUUCUCAUGUCACUAAAUCCAAAACAGAAUUUUCCAUCCUCAAAUUAGCAUCAUUUGACCCUACUGACCAC
Microcebus murinus (gray mouse lemur) is the source of this 4357-nucleotide messenger RNA. RefSeq names its product doublecortin like kinase 3 (gene DCLK3). Gene Ontology annotation, biological process: intracellular signal transduction; protein phosphorylation. The record is from RefSeq and is a predicted model, not a curated record. Gene Ontology annotation, molecular function: ATP binding; protein kinase activity. NCBI's taxonomy places the organism in Eukaryota, Metazoa, Chordata, Mammalia, Primates, Cheirogaleidae.